Molecule: messenger RNA, 1191 nt
Organism: Puccinia triticina
Lineage: Eukaryota; Fungi; Basidiomycota; Pucciniomycetes; Pucciniales; Pucciniaceae
Exons: 9
Coding region: 1-1191 (396 amino acids)
Biological process (GO): tricarboxylic acid cycle; fumarate metabolic process; malate metabolic process
Cellular component (GO): mitochondrion; tricarboxylic acid cycle heteromeric enzyme complex
Molecular function (GO): fumarate hydratase activity
Source: RefSeq, a predicted model, not a curated record
AUGCCACCAGCGCUGAUCGAGGCUUUCGCUUAUGUGAAGAAGUCUGCCGCCAUCGUCAAUAUGACCUACGGUUUGGAUCCUAAAAUAGGCCAGGCAAUUUGUCAAGCUGCCGACGAAGUUAUCAGCGGGAAACUGAGUGACCACUUUCCCUUAGUUGUCUUCCAAACUGGUUCCGGUACCCAAACCAACAUGAAUGUUAACGAGGUGAUAUCGAACCGAGCAAUUGAAAUCCUCGGCGGAGAAAAGGGUAGCAAGAAGCCCGUCCACCCUAAUGAUCAUGUCAACAUGUCCCAACCCUCAAACGACACGUUUCCUACGGCGAUGCACGUGGCUGCCGUGUUCCAAAUCACUCGGAAUUUGAUUCCUGCUCUUGAGUCGCUCAUCCGCGCGAUUGGCGCCAAAAGAGUAGAGUUCGACUCGAUCAUCAAGAUCGGACGAACUCAUCUACAGGAUGCUACUCCGCUGACUCUGGGUCAAGAGUUUUCCGGCUAUGAACAGCAGCUGAUCAAUGGUUUGGCGCGUGGCGGAACAGCAGUCGGAACGGGUCUGAACACUAAAUCUGGAUUUGCUGAAGCCAUCGCGAAGGAAAUCACUCAGCAAACUGGGAUACCCUUCGAGACCGCACCCAAUAAGUUCGAAGCGCUUGCCUCACAUGAUGCCAUUGUGGAGACAUCUGGGGCUCUCAACGUGCUGGCGGUCAGCGCGAUGAAGAUUGCCAACGACAUCCGAUUCUUGGGCAGUGGAGCUCGCUGUGGUCUUGGCCAAUUGAGUCUGCCCGAGAACGAGCCUGGUAGUUCGAUUAUGCCUGGGAAGGUGAACCCUACCCAAUCCGGGGCAAAUGGCCGCUUCAAAUUGAAUGUGUUCAAACCGGUUUUGAUCAAGAACUUGCUGCAGUCUAUCAGGCUAUUAGGGGACGGCUUCAGAUCAUUUGAGACUAACUGUGUUGUGGGAAUUGAAGCCAACAAGGCUAGGAUUGAACAAUUGCUCAACAAAUCUUUGAUGUUGGCCACCAUUCUCAACGGUCAACUUGGUUAUGACAAUGUCGCAAAGUGUGCAAAAAAGGCGCAUAAGGAGGGCACCACAUUAAAAGAGGCUACAUUAUUGUUAGGCUUGCUUGAUGGCGCUGAGUUUGACAAGAUAGUUCACCCCGAGUUGAUGUUGGGGCCCAAUUAUAAAUCCAAGUCUGGUUAG